AUGGCUGAGUCAAAUAGCUUAAAUCAAAAAUUUAUAAAAAAUUAUGAUGAAAUAACUUCCCAAAAUCCUCACAGUAGUGAUCCAAGAUUUUUGCAAAUGAAUCAAUUCAAUCAUUGUGCAUAUAGAUAUACGAUGUUUUGUCGUUGUGCAAAAGAACUUGGAGAUGAUGACCCACGUUGCAAAUUUCAAUACUAUCGAGCGCAAAUCGCUUGUACUGUCGAGCAGCUUGAAGAAUGGGAUGAUCAAAGACAAAAAGGAACAUGUGUUAUGGACACUUUACCUGACCGCCUAACUGCUCAUUUAAGGCAGUAA
This is a messenger RNA of Plasmodium berghei ANKA, 312 nucleotides long. Its product is annotated as cytochrome c oxidase subunit 6B, putative. Lineage: Eukaryota; Apicomplexa; Aconoidasida; Haemosporida; Plasmodiidae. The transcript is spliced from 4 exons. Bases 1 to 312 code for a protein of 103 amino acids. Gene Ontology annotation, cellular component: respiratory chain complex IV; mitochondrion. The record is from RefSeq and is a predicted model, not a curated record.